UGAAGCGUAUCGAGAGAGAAGCCACUCUGCGCCUCCCCGGUGUUGCAAAGUCUUACGGGAUGCGUAGUCUUCUGGUCAAUGUUGCCUUGUGGCGGUAGUCUUCGUGUGGACUCCAGCAUCCAGGAUGCGCCUCGUAGCGUUUUCGAGGCAACAGGAGACUAUUGCUUCCUCUCUCCCGGCCUUUGUGAGCCGGACUGGAGGGUGGAAGGAGUUGUGGUGGCGGCGGCGGCGGCGGUGGCGGCGGGGCAGGAGGAGGGAAUGAGCGAGGAGGAGGCGGAGGAGCCUUGCGGGAGCGCGAGGAGCUGCGGCAGCUUCCCCAGUAUAGAGCAAAUGCUGGCGUCCAAUCCUGGCAAGACCCCGAUCAGCCUGCUACAAGAGUAUGGGACACGCAUAGGCAAAACACCCGUCUAUGACUUACUGAAAGCUGAAGGACAAGCACAUCAGCCCAACUUCACCUUUCGUGUCACAGUUGGUGACAUCAGCUGCACCGGCCAAGGACCUAGCAAAAAAGCUGCCAAACAUAAGGCGGCAGAAGUAGCACUCAGGCUCCUAAAGGGAGGAAACAUGUUAGAGCCGACGCCGCUGGAUGAAGCCAGCUCUCUUUCUCUAGAGCCCUUGGCUCUGACCACUGCUCCCGUGGCUGUGCCUGUACCCAUCCCACCAGCAGCCUCUCCAAGUUCUCCGCUGGACAUAAAACCUACAGUAUCCCCACAGCAAUCUGAGUGCAAUCCAGUUGGGGCCUUACAGGAACUGGUGGUGCAGAAGGGCUGGCGACUUCCGGAAUACACCGUCACUCAGGAAUCUGGGCCAGCGCACCGCAAGGAAUUCACCAUGACUUGUCGUGUUGAAAGGUUUAUUGAAAUAGGGAGUGGCACUUCCAAAAAACUAGCCAAACGCAACGCUGCAGCAAAAAUGCUGGUUCGGAUCCACAGUGUUCCUCUGGACCCACGGGAGGGGAGCGAGGCUGAAAUGGAAGAGGACCAGUUUUCUAUUAUUGCAGGGACCAAACUGGACGGGAUGAAAAGUCGGGGAUCCGGUUGUACCUGGGAUUCCCUGCGCAACUCAGUGGGAGAGAAGAUUCUUCAUCUGAAAAGCCACCGAGUUUUCAAUUCUGGGUUCUGCAACCUCUUGAAGGAACUCUCCGAAGAGCAGAGUUUUGAUAUCAGCUACCUUGAUAUUGAUGAGACGAGCAUAAGUGGCCUCUACCAGUGCUUGGUGGAGCUUUCUACGCAGCCAGCCACAGUAUGCCAUGGUUCAGCCAGUUCCCGCACUGCUGCCCGCGCUGAUGCUGCCCGCAAUGCCCUUCAGUACCUCAAAAUCAUGGCUGGAGGCAAGUGAGAUGCAGGCGCCUGGCAAUGCUGCAGAUCCGUUGAGGAGGCCAUUUUGUUUUCCUCUCAUGAAUUGACGUGACAGGGAAGUGAUUGGAUGGGGCUGCAAGAAAGGAGGAGGGUUGGAAGAAGUUGGCUGAACUGGAAGACUUUGAAAAAGUUGGCCGAAGUUGCAGCAGUGAUGGGGUUUACGGAGCCAUUUCCUGAGGGGCAAGGACAGCCCAUCUGGAGGCUAUCCUGCCUCUUUGGCUCACUCGGGGUCACUCGUUCUCUGGGAUAUAAGCACCGACUGGUUUCUCUCAUGUUUGGGAGUUGCAAUA
Pseudonaja textilis is the source of this 1648-nucleotide messenger RNA. It is a transcript of the gene TARBP2, whose product is annotated as TARBP2 subunit of RISC loading complex. The record is from RefSeq and is a predicted model, not a curated record. Gene Ontology annotation, cellular component: nucleus; RISC complex; RISC-loading complex. Gene Ontology annotation, molecular function: double-stranded RNA binding; siRNA binding; pre-miRNA binding. NCBI's taxonomy places the organism in Eukaryota, Metazoa, Chordata, Lepidosauria, Squamata, Elapidae. Gene Ontology annotation, biological process: regulation of viral transcription; regulation of siRNA processing; siRNA processing.